Molecule: messenger RNA, 690 nt
Organism: Carya illinoinensis
Lineage: Eukaryota; Viridiplantae; Streptophyta; Magnoliopsida; Fagales; Juglandaceae
Product: O-fucosyltransferase 13-like
Exons: 1
Coding region: 1-690 (229 amino acids)
Cellular component (GO): cytoplasm
Source: RefSeq, a predicted model, not a curated record
AUGGAUUUACGCCUCACAAGAUCCUUGGAGAAGAAAGCCUCUGAGCUUCUAGAAGCUAUACCCAAACCUUUUAUCUCGCUUCACCUUCGCUUUGAACCGGACAUGGUAGCUUACAGCCAAUGCCAAUACUCGGGUCUUUCUUCAGCCUCCAACAAAACCAUUGAGGCAGCACAAGGAGAUAGAAAACCGUGGACUGGAGAGUUGGCCUGCAUUUGGAGAAAACGGGGGAAGUGUCCCCUUACGCCUAAUGAGAUGGCCUUCAUACUUCAAGCACUUUCCAUCCCGACAAACACAACUAUAUAUCUGGCAGCCGGGGAUGGGCUUAUAGAAAUUGAAGGUUUAACAUCUGUUUACACUAAUGUAGUCACUAAGUCUAGCCUCCUUAGUGGUGAGGAUUUCACAAGCAUGCAUGGGAACAUGAAAGCUGCAUUGGAUUAUCACGUGUCUAUUAAUAGUGAUUCUUACGUGGCAACAUAUUUUGGAAAUAUGGACAAGAUGGUUGCUGCAAUGCGAGUUUUCAAGGGGCUGUACAAAACUCUUUUCUUAAGCAGAAGAGCUUUUGCUGAUUUCACGUCGCAGGGCUUGAGAGGGAGAGAAUUGAUGCAAGCUCUGUGGAAGGCUCAUAGAGAUGAUUAUGUCAUAGGAAGAGAGUCUGCUUUGCCCGACUGUUUUCGUGAGGUUAAAUUGUAA